AUGCGAAGAAAUAUCAUUCUUGUAUCAAUAAAUUUCAUAAUUAUUUGCGCGGCCAAUUCUAAUAUCACAAAGUCAAAAGAGAUAGAAGCUUUAGAAAAAGAGAAAAGUGAUCUGUUACAGAAAAUAAACAGGGCUAUAGAUGAUAGUGUAAAAAUACUAGAAACGAAUAACGAUAAUGAAUUACAACUGGGUGCAAAUCAUUUGAAAGAACUCAAAACUCUGAUAAAAAUACUGAACGAAACAGAAGAUGUGCUAACCACAGAACUGACACGUGAAGAUUCGUAUUCAGAAUUCUACAAUCAAAGAAAUAUGAAUAAUAGUUCAACAGACGGAAGAAAAUCACUUCAUAAAACCAAGAAAAAUAAAAAAGAACUUCCCUUCGAUUUACUCGAUAUGACGAACCUAUUUCCGAAGAAAGGUAAUGCUAAGAAUAAUCGCACAGAAAAUAUAUUAAAAAUUCAAUCAAAACUGGACCAGUGGAUUUUAGAAAGAAAAAGAGAAAAGGAACGUAUUCGAGAGCACAGAGAAAAGAAAAGGAAGCUGUAUAAAUUUGAGAAGUGUCCGAGGUUUGGAUUGUCUAAUGGAAAGAACACUUUAAAAAGGGGUACAUCAAAAAGCAGAAAUUACCCCUGUUGCAGGAAGUGUUGCAAGAAAUCUUACAUGGGUUGUUUAUAA
Molecule: messenger RNA, 675 nt
Organism: Achroia grisella
Lineage: Eukaryota; Metazoa; Arthropoda; Insecta; Lepidoptera; Pyralidae
Exons: 1
Coding region: 1-675 (224 amino acids)
Source: RefSeq, a predicted model, not a curated record